UACCUGGACACCCUCCUAAUUUUCUCUCUUUCUCUUGGAGCCCUAGUUUUGUUUUGGGACGGUUUGUGACAUUGCUCAGAAUUGCUUGAGCAAGUCUGUAGGUCGAAUGGAUCUACCCAAUAUUUGCUUGUUUGUUUAUUAAGGACUCAGAUAUUUGGGGUUCUGUUUGAUGUGAACUGUGUGGAUGAUCUGAUUGUUUGUUGCAUUGGUGGUAACAAUGUCGGAUGACGUGCUUAUGCAUUUCGCUUCCAACUCCUCGAACCAGUCCGAUAACUCACUGCCCACAAAGAUAGCGAAGCUCGAAGCGCGGAUGGUCGGAAAGGCUCCGUCAGUUGCGCCCGGCUCAGUGCAAGCAGCCUGGUCCACAGUUGUGUCAGGGGCGAGGUUCGGGGCCGCUGCCACUACAGAGGAUUUUGCAGAGUCAUUGCUCUCAAGUGAUUCUGAAGAUGAUAAUGGAGCAGAGUAUCUCAUACAAGCAAAUACUCAGAAGCGGCAGAAACUUGAAGAUGAUGACAAGUCAUCUGGUUUUGAACAUGUUGAGGCAGCGGCUGACAUGGGACAAAGGGUUGCAGAAACCACAGACCCAAAACCAGUCAUUGAUAUGAGUAAGAGAAGACAAGGUCGUGGUAGGGGCAAUCCUGCUUCAGGCAGAAGCCGUGGUUCCAGGAUUAAUGGUCAGACAAGAACACCAGCUUCUUUGAGUGUUUCACCAUCAAAUGCGCAGCUUGAGAACUCAUAUCAUAAGGAUGGUUGGUCAAAAGAGCAACUUGCGAGUGAUGAUCGCUCUUCUUUGGAGGCAAAGGUUGCAGUAUUAGAUGAAGACCUUAAGAAAUCACAACAAGAAACCUCUAAUUAUCGGCAACUGUGCCAUCAAUUAGAAAAGGACCUGAAGGACCUUAAAGAUUAUGAACAACAAAUGAAGCCAAAGAGAAUGAAGAUAAUAUCUGAUCUACUGAUAUCCGUUUCAAAAGCUGAGAGGCAAGAAGCAAGGUUGAAAGUGCGCCAGGAUUCUCUGAGGCUUGGAAAUGUGGGUGUAAUCAGAGCUGGAACCAUCAUAACCGAAACAUGGGAGGAUGGGCAAGCACUUAAGGAUAUCAACAGUCAUCUGAGACAUUUAUUAGAAAUGAAGGAGGCUGUUGAGAGGCAGAGGAAAUCAUUGAAGAAGAGACAAUCAGAUAAGGGUGAAGUGGUUGAUCCAGAAACAGCAAUUCAGGAAGAAGAUUUUAUUGUCCAGGAUGAGAUAUAUAAAUCUCGUCUAGCCAGCAUCAAGCGUGAGGAAGAGACAUUUAUGCGUGAGAGGGAUCGAUAUGAGCUCGAGAAGGGAAGGCUUAUACGUGAAAUGAAACGGAUACGAGAUGAAGAUGGUUCUCGUUUUAACAAUUUUCAGAUUCUGAGCCACCGGUAUGCACUCUUAAACCUUCUUGGGAAAGGAGGAUUCAGCGAGGUCUACAAGCAGGCUUUUGACUUGGUGGAGCAUAGAUAUGUUGCAUGUAAGCUUCAUGGUCUGAAUGCUCAAUGGAGUGAAGAGAAGAAGCAAAGUUACAUACGGCACGCAAUUAGGGAGUACAAUAUUCACAAGAUGUUGGUGCAUAACCACAUUGUUCGGCUUUGGGACAUUUUUGAAAUUGACCAAAAUACAUUCUGCACUGUCUUAGAGUACUGUAGUGGUAAAGAUCUUGAUGCAGUUCUUAAAGCAACACCAAUACUGCCAGAGAGAGAAGCUAGGAUCAUUAUUGUUCAAAUAUUUCAGGGCCUUGUUUACUUGAACAAAAGAACCCAAAAAAUUAUCCAUUAUGAUCUGAAGCCUGGGAAUGUUCUGUUUGAUGAGGUUGGUGUUGCUAAAGUUACUGAUUUUGGUCUUAGUAAGAUUGUAGAGGAUGAUGUUGGAUCCCAGGGCAUGGAGCUCACAUCACAGGGAGCUGGAACAUACUGGUAUCUGCCUCCAGAAUGCUUUGAGCUAACCAAGACACCCCUCAUAUCUUCAAAGGUCGAUGUUUGGUCAGCUGGCAUUCUACUUUACCAGAUGCUCUUUGGUAGGCGUCCUUUUGGGCAUGACCAGACACAAGAGCGAAUUUUACGAGAAGAUACCAUCAUCAAAGCUCGCAAGGUGGAAUUCCCUUCCAGACCUGCUGUCUCAAAUGAAGCAAAGGAUUUUAUUCGUCGAUGCUUAACAUAUAAUCAGGCAGAGAGGCCGGAUGUAUUAACAAUUGCUCAAGAUCCAUACCUUACAUAUACAAAGAAAUGAAGCAAGCAUGAUCACCAUGAAUGCAAAGGUAUGGUAUGGAAGUUUAAUUUCAAUCAACUUUUUGAACUUUUGAAUUUAACAGGAAAACCACAGGGUCGUUGCAGCAAAGGUUUUGUAUAGUAGGUUUUGUAAAGCUUUUAUUUUAUGCAACUUCUCUUGUGUACCUUCUUGUUGCAACCAUUUUCCAUUUUCCAUUUUCCAUUUUCCAUUUUCAUUGCCAAAGUGGGGGGCAAUAACAUGAAGACGAAGACGACCAUAUUGGGAGGAUAUUUCAUUCCAAAAGUUUUUUUUC
This is a messenger RNA of Diospyros lotus (date-plum), 2537 nucleotides long. RefSeq names its product serine/threonine-protein kinase TOUSLED. Gene Ontology annotation, molecular function: protein serine/threonine kinase activity; ATP binding. Lineage: Eukaryota; Viridiplantae; Streptophyta; Magnoliopsida; Ericales; Ebenaceae. The coding region runs from base 218 to 2245 and encodes 675 amino acids. Gene Ontology annotation, cellular component: nucleus. The transcript is spliced from 16 exons. Gene Ontology annotation, biological process: peptidyl-serine phosphorylation; chromosome segregation; intracellular signal transduction. The record is from RefSeq and is a predicted model, not a curated record.